Messenger RNA from Hemisphaericaspora subhashii, 1002 nucleotides. RefSeq lists its product as uncharacterized. NCBI's taxonomy places the organism in Eukaryota, Fungi, Ascomycota, Pichiomycetes, Serinales, Debaryomycetaceae. Bases 1 to 1002 code for a protein of 333 amino acids. The record is from RefSeq and is a predicted model, not a curated record. The transcript has a single exon.
AUGUCUAAGCCUAACGUGCCAUCUUUAUCCUGGUCUGAUUGGAAGCAAGUCCUUCACGGAUUUUGGCCCUCCAAACCAACUUUCAAAGAAGAUCAAUAUCCAAGCUUAGAAGGAAAAGUUGUUAUUGUCACAGGUGGUAAUUCUGGAAUCGGGUAUCAAACAGCUAAGUCAUUAGCUGGUUCCACAAAAGCUAAAAUCUAUAUAUUUUGUCGUAGCAAGGAAAAGGCUUUAGAAGCUAUCAGGAAAAUGCAAUUAGAACUUGCACAAGAGUACAAUGUUGCAGAAAGAGAAAUCAAUUUUAUUCAAUGCGACUUGGGAGACUUGGAAUCUAUUAAACCCGCAGUUGAAGAUUUUCUUAGUAAAGAAAGUCGUCUCGAUAUUAUUAUUCAUAAUGCAGGUGUAAUGAUGCCACCUCCAGGAAGCAAGACAAAGCAAGGUUUUGAAUUACAAUUGGGUACCAAUGUAUUGGGAACACACUUAUUACAAAGAUUAUUAGAUCCAAUAUUCAUUAAAACAUCUCAAGAAAACAAGAAGGGAGAAUCAAGAAUAGUGUGGGUUGCAUCUACAGCUCAUCAAUUGGCACCACUUGGGGGAUUUCAUUGGGAAGAUUUAAAUUUUGAGACUAUUAAGAAUUUCACCUCCCAAACAAAGGGAACACUUUACGGACAAAGUAAAGCUGGUAAUAUUAUACAAGCUAGAACGUGGCCAUUGAAACACGAUGCCCCAAAUGUCAUUAGUUCAUCUGUUUGUCCUGGAUAUUUAAGUACCGAGUUACAGAGAUAUGCCAGUUGGACUGAAAAAUUAAUUUACAGAUACGUGUUAUAUGAUCAACGAUACGGAGCUUAUACUGAGUUAUUUGCGGCUUUGUCUCCAGACGUACAAAAUCGUUCUCAUAGCAUUUCCUUUGGUACCCCUUCACAUGUGAGAAAGGAUUUAGAAGAUGAGGGAGCAAACGAAAAGGCUUGGACUUACUUCGAUAAGGUCACUGACCAUUAUUUAUAG